AUGAGCGACAUCACCGGCUUGCUCGCCAGCCUCUCCGAGGCCGAGCGAACGAAUGCGUAAGUUGCUGGCGACGCCAGGUAGGUGCCAUCUCAAUCACUCACUUUCUCCUAUUUGUCAGGUUCCGAGCUUUGGCCCAACACCUGAAUAAGAGCGAGCGCAUCUCUCUCUCCGCCAUGUUGUCGGAAAGGGACGACUUCGUUGCGAUUUUGCCCUCGGAAUUGACCGCCAACAUACUCAGCCAUCUGCCCCCUACCUCUGCCUGGGUCUUGCAGGUAGUCUGCAAGCGCUGGCAAAAGGUAUUGUCCUCCGACGACAACCAGAGAGCAGCUCUCCGCCAGUGGGCAACGCAUCAUCCCGCGGACAGCGCGUCGAUUCCAUUACCCGACGAGAGCAUUGAGAUCAGAAUCCAGCAUUACCAAGCCAUGCGGCUAGGCAAGCCCUUUUCCACCUACACCGUGCAAGACUCAACUCUUGUCCGGCCGGAGCAUCACGGAGAUCGCUUCCAACCGCCCAGCCCCAGCCUUAGCCAGGAAGGAAGGACAUUUGCGCUCAAAGGAAAACGCCUGGCAUACAUCGCCUCCAGUGGGAGCAAGGUGGUUGUCCACGACCUCGUGUCCGACGACAUCCACUCCUUCCGAGAUGAAGCUCGACACUCCAUCCACGGUCUGACACUCACGAGCAGCGCUAUUGCCUUCACCACCUUCACAGGCAAGCUCUACACCAAGGUAUGUGACAAGAGGGGAAACGCGCGCGUUGAUUUCUUUUCGACCGAUCAUCGUACUGACGGGUGUAGGACCUUAUCAGCCACGAGAGCCAGCUGCGACGCGUCAAAUUACCUUCGUCCAGCGUUCACGCAUUCAACGGGGAUGGAGCUUUCAUCGUCCUAAUCCUCCUGGCCAACAGCGAUGCCUUCACAAUGCUUAUCUACGACACCACCACGGGAGAAACGUGGUCGCAUGACCUGCCAUUGUUGUUUCCACGUCCAUCUCGCAGAUACAGCAUCGUCGAGCGAGCAGCGUCGACUUCUCCUCCGGAGUCUGAGGACGAAUAUCCGUUCAUUUGGUCGAUGCCACAUGCUAUCUUGGUGGAUUCGGAGACCAAGUCUGUCGACAUAUUCCAACAGCCACAGCGCGAGAUCAAAAGCAACAUGCCAAUAGCCGUGGGCCAUCGGAGAGUGAACUUUUCUGGCGAGGUAGUUACCAGCUCACUUGCGGUUGUUGAAGGUAAGCACCGGAAACGAGGAACGGAGUGAUGACAUGCUGAUCAAAAGGAUGUAAAGAUAGCGAGGGCAUGCGAUUGUUAGAUCGCCUAGGCGACUUGCACCCCACGGGGAAAAACGGGGAAUAUGUCUUUCGCUCCAAGAUUGUGACCCUCGGCCCGAACGAUCACUUUGUCUUCGCCUUCCAGUCUGAAGAAGCUGCCUUGACAAUUCACCCAGUCUUGGAUAGCAAGGGCCUUGGCGCGACGACCGAGUGCGUGCCUUACGAUUGGGGCUUAUCGUACAGCUCGCAUGCAGUGUGGAAAGACGUUGAGCUCUUCGCACACUACGGCGGUCAAAUACAUUUCUGCACCAAGCAUACCGAAGGAUGCAAACACAACAAAGGAUGCAAGAGCGGUACCGAGUUCUACCGCCGUCGAGGCAGCCUAGAUAUCCGGGACGCUACACGAGCUUCAGAUGUGCCGAUACGUCAGGGCCACGGCUUUUCCAUCGCCGUCAACGAUACAUUCCUUGUGGCCAUGCAGCAGAGCGACGAGAGGCAGAUGAUGGAGAAUCACAACAUAGUGGUCUUCUGCUUCAAUCCUGCACUGGAGUGGGUUGGAACCCGACAGCAGAAUGCAUGA
Messenger RNA from Lecanosticta acicola, 1842 nucleotides. The record is from the annotation of a GenBank genome assembly. Lineage: Eukaryota; Fungi; Ascomycota; Dothideomycetes; Mycosphaerellales; Mycosphaerellaceae.